Molecule: messenger RNA, 1908 nt
Organism: Stylonychia lemnae
Lineage: Eukaryota; Ciliophora; Spirotrichea; Sporadotrichida; Oxytrichidae
Source: the annotation of a GenBank genome assembly
AUGUCAACAAUAACCCAGCAUUAGAUCAACGAGAAGAUCUUCGACAACAGAAGAGGAGGAGUCUAUGACGAUUCCACAACAGACAACCAAUUCAUUCAGAGUCUGUUCAACCAGCCAUAUAUGCUGACUAACCCAGAGAUGUUCAGAUUCCGUGAAAAAAUUAUCCUUCCAUAACUACAAGGGAUAAAUUAUGUAGGUCUCAUCAUAGGUCCAAAGGGCACCUAUUAAAAGAAACUAGAAGAGCUCACUGGCUGCAAGAUUCUCAUCAGAGGCAAGAACUCACACAAGGAAGGCUACCCUCCACAGCCAGAUGAUCAUGAGGAGCAGCACAUUCUCAUACUAAGUGAUACUGAGGAGAAGAUAAUAAGAGCUAAGGAUGAAGUGCAGAAGAUACUAAGGUCUGAUGAGCAAACUAGGCAUCAGAUAAGAAUGCAACAGCUUAGUGAUGCCUAAGAACUGAGUAAAAAGGUGUAUUCAGUUCCAAUUGAAGAUCACUUGCUAACUCCUUAUGGACCUCCAAGUCCUCACGCUUACAUCAAGCCAGUGCCAAAUGAAUGUGUUGGCUUGAUCAUCGGCAAGGGAGGUGAUACUAUCAGACUGAUUCAACUUAAAAGUGGAGCCAGAGUGUAGGUGGCUAAGAAAUAGAUUCCAAACUCAACAUUAAGAAACGUAUUCAUUGAGGGGUCUUUGGAGAAGUAUGAAAAGGCCAAUAAGUUGAUAGAAGAGAUUGUUGAGGAGCAUAGAAAGAUGCAUUUGAGUUACUAAACUCUGAUUGCAGGAGUGCAUCCCGUUACUCCUCCCACUGGCUCGAGUAGUGAUUAAUAUCCCAAAUAAUUAGUUGAUCAAUAAAAUACAGGCAGAAAUAAUUAGAUCAAUUAAGGCCAAAUGAACAACCAGAUGUCUCAAAUGCAGCAGUAGAAUCCCCUGAUUCAGAUGCAACCAGUAUUCUAGCCUCAACAGAACUCGCAUAUGUCCAUUGAGUAAUAAAGAAAAGCGUUUCUACAUCACUAAGAGCAAUGCAUGCAGAUGCAAAAGCAACUCGAAAAGAAUCCCUUUCCAGGACCUCACACAUAUGUGUCAAUUCCAAAUGCUAUGACUGCUUACAUCAUAGGCUUUCAUGGAGAGAAAGUGAAAGCACUGCACCAGCAAACUGGAGCCUACAUCUUUAUCCCUAAGGAUCACAACACUCUGACUGAUGAAAGAGUCAUUUAGCUUUCAGGAAACGAGAAUUCAGUCUAGCUUUGCAAAAACCUAAUCAAGAACAUUAUUCAGCAGAUGGCUCCUCACUUGAAUAUCGAUAUGGAUGAGUUUAAAGCAACCAAGCAGGUUGUCGAGGAGAACUUCAAGAAGUUCAUGAGUCAGCAGCUUAUCAAGAAAAGUGAAGGCAGUCAGUUUGACGAGAAUGAUGCCUAAGAAAUGCUCAAUCUAAUCAAGAAUGAGUAGAUGCUGGCUCAGGGGCUUAUGGACUAAAAUUAGAAUAUGCUCCUUAAUAAUCAGUAGAAUGGGGGAGGUAAUAAUAUGCAGCAGCAACAAUAGUAUCUAGGCAUGCCUUAUCAACAGCCAAUGCAACAAAUGAUGCAAGACUACUCUUAGUUGAACAACAAUUACUACCAAAUGGCACCCCAGUAAUAAAUGUAAACUCAAUAUCAGCAGCCAGCCUAUAAUCAUCAAAUAUACCCUAACUACUGGCAGCAAUAACACAUCUAGCAGCAACACUAACUCUAACCACUUUUAAUGAAUCCCAACUGGAUUAACCAUAACUACGGAAUAAAAACUGAUGAGUCACAACAAUAACAGUAAAAUUAAAUGACUUAGUAAAACCUGAAUAAAAUGAGCUCUCUCCAUGGAAACUUAAGCGAGUCUAAUUUCAAAGCCCUAUAUGCUGGCAGUCCCUAUUAGAGUUUCUGA